AUGGGAGUGACGGAUGAAGCUAUGUGUAGGUUCUGCCAAUCUGCAGAACAAACGACUGAACACAAAUUUAUGUCGAUUUGUGUUCGGUGCGACAGCCUGGCAAAUGUGCCGUUCUCGGUAAUAGGCAACGAUAGGCCAUUGCCAGGGAACUACAUGGAAGGUUCAGUCUCCAAUUCUCUAAAGUCUCCUGUCUUCAAGAAAAACGUAUUUUUUCGUCUAUGCAGCUGGGCCCUUUUGGAUUAUAGAACUGUGACAGUGGUCAGACAUGGAUUGGAAACUUCCCUGGAUUAUAUCGAGAAAAAUUUGUACAAGAGUAAUGUCGAUUGCAGUCUUGGAGUAGCAUUCGUUAGAGCUUUUAUGAGAGAUGCGUAUCAAAAUGGCUCGCACAUUAUGGAUAAAAGUACACAAAACAUCUUCAGUAAAAGUGCACAAAUUAUUGAACAGAGUAGAACUAUUUUCGGAAAAGAUCCAAAGAAUGGAAAUGAUUGGAAAUUUAAAUACCUAGUCGACGAAGAUAUUUGGUCCAAACGAAUGAAAUACAAACCCAAAAACCUCCUACGUCUAAAAUAUCCGAAAUUACCAGUUUCUCUUGGUAGAUCACCUAAUUUCUUUGACUAUUCCAAUACAGAUGUCUGCUUACUUGAAAUUGUCAACAAUACACAAUUCAUUCACAACAAACCCAUGCCCUGUAUGAUAUCGAAAAAAUGUUGGAACUACUUUUUAAAAGAUUGGAAAGGAUCAGGAUAUAUUCAAACCCACAAAUUACUUCUAUUGCAAAUAGCUAAAGCGCGAAAAUGCAGCAUAGAUGAAGAAUUAUAUGAAGUACAAAACAAAGAUAUUUGUUCGAUAAUACUCACAGAAAUAGUUCAUAUAAUGGAUCUUAAUAGACUUGAUGGAGUGUUUGAUUUGUUUUUAGAGCAAGUUUUGUUAUGUGGAUAUGAGGGCUACAAAGAAUUUUUCCAAAGCAACUGGCUUUAUCAUAUAAUCAAAGCCCAAAAAGGCACUGGCUGUUUUCCCGAUAAACUUGGAGACAACUUAAAAUCGCGCGUCAAAAAAGCCAUGACUUACUUUGAUGAUGGAUGCAAUGAUCACAGUACUGGACUAGGCGCUGCGGUUUUAGGGCUUUAUUAUAAUUAUUUGGUGAAAGAAUCAUUUGUGUAGAAUAUGUUAGAGAAGUACAGAGCAAAUUAAAAACCGUCUUACUGUUUUAUUACUAUAAUAACAUAAUAACCAUAACGAAUGAUAUAAUUGUU
Sitophilus oryzae (rice weevil) is the source of this 1253-nucleotide messenger RNA. Its product is annotated as UPF0764 protein C16orf89 homolog. The record is from RefSeq and is a predicted model, not a curated record. NCBI's taxonomy places the organism in Eukaryota, Metazoa, Arthropoda, Insecta, Coleoptera, Curculionidae. Bases 1 to 1161 code for a protein of 386 amino acids. The transcript has 7 exons. Gene Ontology annotation, cellular component: cytosol; membrane.